AGUGGUUUCCCGUGUGAAUUUGGGCAGCUGACCGCCAUUGGAGUUGGUGUUGGGUGUUCGAGGCUUGGGUUUGGUUGAUAGGCGGAGCGGAGUGGAGGUAUAGCGAGAGGAGGGGCAGUAGUUGGGAUUGUUCGGGAGCAGUUGCCAGGAUGAAGGUGAAGAUGCGGCAGAAGAGAGGGAUGGUGGCCAUCGCUGGAGCAGCAGCAGGGGUUGCUGUUCUCGCCAAACUUUUGCUCGGGCAUUUCAAAGGCGGUUCGAAUGAGCCCAUAGAUGGCAUACAAGUUCGUUUCAAUUACAGUGCCUCAGAGAUUCUUAAGCAAGCAGAUGAAGUGAUUGGAAUGUCGAAGAAGGUUUACGAUCAGGUUGCUGCAGUGCCCAUUGAUGAGGUGUCAUAUGAAAGCGUCAUCGCUCCACUGGCAAACCUUGAAGCUGUGGAGUUUCCUCUUGUGCAAAGCUGUGUUUUUCCUGGGCUUGUAGCUGUCUCGAAAGAUGUGCGCGACGCAAGUGCUGAGGCAGAGAUAAGGAUAGACGCGCACAAUGUAAAGUCUAGCAUGCGAGAGGAUGUAUAUCGAGUAGUGAAAGCCUUUGCUGAAAAAGAUGAACCUUUAGGCACCGAAGCUCAACGUUAUGUUGACCGAUUGGUUAGAGACUUUGAGAGGCUUGGUUUGAACCUCAACAAGGAGACUAGAUCUGAACUUGAGUUUCUUAACACUCAAAUUGGAGAGCUUUGUAUAGUCUUUCAGCAAAAUGUCAAUGAAGAGAAUCAGCUUCUCUACUUCAACGAAAAUGAACUGGCAGGAGUGCCAACUGAUUUUUUGAAGGACCUGAAGCGAUCAAAGGAUGGCAAGCUGGAAGUGAGUUUGAAGUAUCAUCACUACUUUCCCAUCAUGGAGAGGUGCAAGGUUGGUUCAACAAGGAGGACCCUGGGAAUCGCGUAUGAUCAAAGAUGCAUACGGGAGAACGUUCCAAUUCUUGAGAAAGUGUUGUCCUUGAGGCAUACAGUGGCCCAAAUUUUAGGCUACGAAAAUCAUGCAGAGUAUGCCACUGCACUUCGGAUGGCUAAGUCUCCCGAAAAAGUGAAGGAUUUUCUGGAGAGUGUCUCAACAAGAAUGUCAGGUGUGGCUAGGAAGGAGCUCAAAAGGUUGAGGGCCAUGAAGAGUGAAGAGGAGGGGAAUGACGUGUUUAGUAUGUAUGAUUUGAGAUAUUACAUCAACAAAGCGGAAGAAGCUGAGUUCAAAGUCGACUUUGAACAGAUAAAGCAAUAUUUCCCUAUUGAGGUCGUCACGCAAGGCCUUUUGAAAAUCUACCAGGAUUUAUUAGGUUUAAGGUUCAAAGAAGUCCACAGACCCCAAGUUUGGCACCAAGAAGUGCAACAAUUCGCUGUUUUUGAUGCGGAGACUGGAGAGCGGAUGGGCUUCUUUUACCUCGAUCUAUUCCCCAGAAAUGGAAAAUAUGCACAUACCUGUGUUUGUUCUCUUCAGACCGGUUGUGUUCAAGGGGAUGGAUCACGACAGUUGCCAGUAGCUGCCAUGUUAGCCAACUUUACGAAACCAACAAGGGAGAAGCCGUCGUUACUAAGCCACGCAGAGGUUGUAACAUAUUUCCACGAAUUUGGGCAUGUGAUGCAUCAUAUUUGCAGCCGGCCAUCCUUUGCAAGGUUCUCUGGUCUCCGUGUUGAAGAUGAUUUUGUGGAAGCUCCGAGUCAAAUGCUCGAGAACUGGUGCUUUGAGAGCUCCUCUUUGAAGUUAAUGAGUGGCUACUACAAGGAUACCAGGCAACCGAUACCCAAUGAUAUCUGCCAAGCUCUCAUGAGAAAGAGACGAUCCUAUGCUGGAAUUCUGACUAAACGUCAGUUACUUUUUGGACUCUUUGAUCAGUUGGUACAUACGUCUCCCAAAGUAGACACAACCAGUCUUUUGAAGAAGUUACAUCCAGAGGUGAUGGAGGGUAUACAAAUGGCCGAUGGAACGAAUUUUGGAGCUUCCUUCAGUCAUAUAGUUGGUGGUUUUGACGCAGCAUACUAUGGAUACUUGUGGAGUGAGGUCUUCUCAGCGGACAUGUUUGCCUCAAAGUUCAAGUGGAAUGUGCUCAGCAGAGCAACAGGGAGGGAAUACCGUGAAAAGGUUUUGAGACCAGGCGCUUGCAAAGACGGACUAGAUAUUUUGGAGGAAUUCCUAGGGAGGGAACCCACUGAAGAGGCGUUUUUGAGGAGCAAAGGUGUUUUGUGACCGAAGAAACACUGGGUUGAACUCCACAAAGCUAAAUGAACCUUAGGUUUAGGUUCCCAGGAGAGAAGAUUAAUCAGAUUGUAGGCUCCUUAGUUAGCUAACUUCACGUCUCUAGACAUAGGAUGUAGUUUAUACUGAACCGGCACAAAACGAGGCUGUAACCGAGGUUUGUUUCAUGAACACUGGAAAGUAGUCCCGGAGUAUUGAGUCUUUUGUAUAUGCUCCGUUGUUCCGAAGAUGGUUGCAAGUUGCCAGAGUCACUUGUGAAUGACUCGCCUUUUUCUUCUUGGAAUCAAGUUCAGAACAGAGUACUUUCAGGUUCAACGGAUGAUGGUUUCAACACCAAAUUAUUAUUUCUAGUCUUAUUCUGUCAAUGCAGUAUGGUGCGAUAUGCAGGAAUUUCGUUUGGUGCAGGAUGUAAGGUUAAUCACAUUAUCAACAGAUGAAAAGUGGGACCAUUUUGC
Molecule: messenger RNA, 2692 nt
Organism: Marchantia polymorpha subsp. ruderalis
Lineage: Eukaryota; Viridiplantae; Streptophyta; Marchantiopsida; Marchantiales; Marchantiaceae
Source: the annotation of a GenBank genome assembly